CAUCCUGACUUAACGCUGCCGUAAUAAACACCACAGAAGAAGAAAGGAAGUACUUCCGGAGGUCAAAGGUAGUCUUCGUAUUUGAAAACAUGGAUCCCAACAAAGUGGGAGAAGACAGGACUAGUGGUGAUGGAGACAUGGCAUCAGUGAUGGGUUUCUCUGGGUUUGGCAAGAAGGCUCGCACGUUUGACCUGGAUGCCAUUUUUGAACAGACCCGUCGAACAGCCAUCGAGAGGAGUCAGCGUGCAUUAGAGGAGCGUCACAUGGAGGAGGAAGGAGAGAGCUCCAAAUCAACUAAGGCAUCAGUCCCCACUCAGAAAGUAAAGUCUGCAGCUGCUUCUUCAAGAAAACAGGAAAGCAGUAGUGACAGCGGUUCAGACUCGGACGCUGACUCUGACUCUGACUCUGAGCUUAUUGGGCCUCCGCUGCCUGGUCAAUACACAGCUCAGGGUGAAGAAGAACUGGUGAGACGGUCAGGUCCAGCUAGCAGCACAGCUCACAGUGAUGAUGAUGACAAUGAUGAUGAUGAGGGCCAAGAAGAUGAAGAUGACAAUAACCCAGUCAAGAAGAUUCCAGACACUCAUGAAAUCACUCUGCAGCAUGGCACCAAGACAGUUUCAGCUCUGGGCUUAGACCCCUCUGGAGCUCGUCUGGUGACCGGCGGUUAUGAUUAUGAUGUUCGUUUCUGGGAUUUUGCCGGGAUGGAUCAGGCUCUGCAGGCCUUCAGAUCCCUGCAGCCCUGUGAGUGCCACCAGAUAAAGACCCUGCAGUACAGCGUCACUGGUGAUGUCAUCCUAGUGGUUUCUGGGAAUGCCCAGGCAAAGGUCUUGGACCGCGAUGGCUUCAAUGUCAUGGAGUGCGUGAAAGGAGACCAGUACAUCGUGGAUAUGGCAAACACCAAGGGCCACACAGCCAUGCUGAACAGCGGCUGCUGGCAUCCCAAGAUUAAGGAAGAGUUCAUGACCUGCUCCAACGACGGCACUGUGCGCACAUGGGACCUGCAGUCUGAGAAGAAACACAAGUCUGUCUUCAAGCCGCGUUCCUUCCAGGGGAAGAAGGUCAUCCCCACAUGCUGCAGCUACAGCCGUGACGGCAAGCUCGUAGCAGCCGGCUGCCAGGAUGGCACUAUCCAGAUCUGGGACAGGAACCUCAGUGUGCACACAAAGUUUCACUGCAAGCAAGCUCACAUCCCAGGAUCAGAAACCUCCUGCCUCUCCUUUUCCUACGAUGGCAUGACACUCGCCUCACGUGGAGGUGAUGACACCUUGAAGCUGUGGGAUAUUCGUAACUUCAGGAAGCCUGUGAAUGUAGCUACCGGCCUCACCAACUACUUUUCAAUGACUGAUUGCUGCUUCAGCCCAGAUGACAAGCUCAUAGUAACGGGGACGUCAGUGAAGAAAGAAGAGGGAAGCGGAAAGUUGGUUUUCUUUGACCGAGCUUCCUUUCAGAGGGUCUAUGAAAUAGAAGUCACCGACGCAAGUGUUGUCCGCUGCUUGUGGCAUCCAAAACUAAACCAGAUAAUGGUGGGGACUGGGAAUGGACUGGCCAAGGUGUACUAUGACCCUGUUAAAAGUCACAGAGGGGCGAAGCUGUGUGUAGUGAAGAGCCAGAGGAAAGAGAAACAAGCAGAGACGCUGACACAAGAUUACAUCAUCACACCCCAUGCUUUGCCCAUGUUCAGAGAGGCCCGGCAGCGGAGUACACGAAAACAGCUGGAGAAGGACCGACUGGACCCAAAGAAAUCCCACAAACCAGAGCCUCCUGUGUCUGGACCAGGUCGUGGAGGAAGAGUAGCAUCUCAUGGAGGCACCCUGUCGUCAUUCAUCGUGAAGAACAUCGCCUUGGAUAAAACAGAUGACAGUAACCCACGAGACGCCAUCCUACGUCACGCCAAGGACGCUUCCGAGAACCCUUACUGGGUCGCCCCUGCUUACACACACACCCAGCCAGAGCCUGUGUUUGCAGAGGAAUCGGAGGAGGACGAGGAGGCUGAGAAAGAACCCGAGUGGAAGAAACGCAAGAUCUGAGGUGCUUCAACAGCAUUUUUUUUUCUUGUUAUACAUAUAGAAUAGCUGACAGGGUGUCCUUGUGGUUGAAUUAAGAGCCCCAUAACCAAAAGUUCUUACCAUCAAUCCCAGAACACUGAGCUACUGUCAGACUGUGCAGACGAGCAUCAAUGAAAUUCCUAAAUUGUACAACCUGUCCUCCCUUCUUCGUGUUUUGUUCUUUUUUUUAAGCUUACGUUUUUAUGUGCAGGACUCUGUGUUUUGUAGCGAGCAGAGGCAUUUUUACGAAGUGGGCAUUAUAUAAUUUUAUACAGGUUUAUGUUCUUUCGUUGUGAUCUAUCAACCACAGGAAGACCUUGGCCUUUUAUGUCUGUUUGGAUUAUGCAUUCUUUAUUUUCAUCAUUUCUAUUGUCCUCUCCUCCCACAGCCCUUGAGUUUGCUAAUUCCUCAUAAAUCAGCUCCAGAUUUUGCGGUCUGGUUCUGUUCAUCUGCUGUGGAGAACAGUGUACUACAUCGUAUGAAGUAGAUUCUAAAAACAUACAAAAAGGAGGGUGGUAUCAGCUUUCAAAUCAGCAAUCUGUUGGAGGUGAUAAACAGAACUUCAUUCAGCCAAGUGCUAAUUUAGAUUUUUCCCUCCUCCAUUCUGUCUUUCACCUCAAGAACCUCAAUAAAGGAAUUUGUAUUGUCUUGUAAAAUGGUGAUAUUUUAUCCAAUGUUAGAGAUUUUACCAGCUAAUUAAAUGAAUUCCUCUGUCAGAUUCCUUUUUUUCUGUGAGGCUUUGGCUCAACCCUGCAAAUACACUCAGUCCCUGCCAAAGCUCACGCUGUCUAUAAAGUUUUUGCAAGCAGCUUAGUUCUACCUACACGAAAUGUGUCUUAAACACAGAAGUUUCAAACAUGUACACUACCAGUCAAAAGUUUGGACACACCUUCUCAUUCAAUGGUUUUAAUUUAUUUCAGUUAUUUUCAGCAUUGUAGAUUAUUACUGAAGACAUCAAAACUAUGAAACAAUCUGGUUUUGCCAUAAUCUGGAUUACAACAGUAGUCAAAUAUGGCUAUCCAUUGUGUUCUAACCCUACUUCUGAACAACACAACUGAUGGUCUCAAACACAUUAAGAAGGCAAGUCAUUCUACAAAUGAACUCUUGACAAGGCUCAUGUUAAUUAGAAACCAUUCAAGGAGACCACUUCAUGAAGCCGACUGAGAGAAUACCAAGAGUGUGCAAAGCUGUCAUGAAGGAAAAAGGGGGCUACUUUACAGAAUCUAAAAUAUAAAACAUGUUCUGGUUUGUUUAACACUUUUUUGUGAAUUAAAUAAUUCCGGAUAUGUUCUUUCAUAGUUGUGAUGUCUUCAGUAUUAAUCUACAGUGUUUACAAUAAUUUAAAUAUUUACAAACCCUUGAAUGAGAAGGUGUGUCCAGACUUUUGACUGGUAGUGUAUAUGCAAAAUGAAAUAAAAGUUAUUAAAUUUGACUUCCAGUUAUUUAGAUUCAGACUCAUCCUAAUAAUAAAAGGGUAUCGACCAUGA
This is a messenger RNA of Notolabrus celidotus (New Zealand spotty), 3532 nucleotides long. Its product is annotated as WD repeat-containing protein 70. The transcript has 18 exons. The coding region runs from base 90 to 2027 and encodes 645 amino acids. NCBI's taxonomy places the organism in Eukaryota, Metazoa, Chordata, Actinopteri, Labriformes, Labridae. The record is from RefSeq and is a predicted model, not a curated record. Gene Ontology annotation, cellular component: site of double-strand break; nucleus. Gene Ontology annotation, biological process: regulation of DNA double-strand break processing. Gene Ontology annotation, molecular function: protein binding.